CGACCCCAGAGAACCAGUUUUGAUCAUCAGCAGUUAUGCUACAGGUUCUCCAGCUGAAGCUGCAACAGAGACGGUCCCGAGAGGAGUUGGUCAACCAGGGGAUCAUGCCGCCACUGAAGAGUUCAGCUGCCUUCCACGAACAGAGACGGUGCUUGGAACGUGCACGCACUGAGGAUUAUCUGAAGAGGAAGAUCAGGACUCGACCAGAGCGAUCAGAGCUGAUUAGGAUGCACAUCCUGGAGGAGACGUCGGCGGAGCCGUCACUUCAGGCCAAGCAGCUGCAGCUGAAGAGAGCUCGCAUUGCCGAUGAUUUGAACGAUAAGAUCUCCCACCGGCCGGGGCCCAUGGAGCUGAUCCACAAAAACAUCCUGCCUGUUCACUCCAGCAUUAAACAGGCCAUCAUAGAGACACAGUUUCCAAAGGCUUCAGGUGAUAACUCGUCAUGUGAUGAGGACAGCAAUUACAGCCUGUCUCCAGAACAGCCAGUAAGCCAGGAGUCUCCUCUGGGUCUGCUACCUCUGCCCUCUCCCCCAGAGACACUGGCCGUGAGCAGCGUCCCAUCUCCUACACAGGUGCCUCCUCCUGUUCCUCCUGUCCCACCAAUCUCUGGGUCCUCCCCCUCAUUGAAGCUGACCAAUGGGACAGCAGCAUCAUCUGCCCAGAGGAUGGGUGUGAUCUCACAGGUCAAGUACCAGCCUAAACCGAACUCUGACCGCUCCGGCCAGAAACAUAAGAAACUGAAGGACAACAAGCCAAAGAUUAAAAAGUUAAAAUACCAUCAGUACAUCCCGCCUGACCAGAAGGGAGAUAAAGAGCCUCCUCCCCAUCUGGACUCAUCUUACGCCAAAAUCCUCCAGCAGCAGCAGCUCUUCUUGCAGCUCCAGAUCCUCAAUCAGCAGCAGCAGCACUACAACUACCACGCCAUCCUGCCUGCACCACCCAAACCUCAGACAGAUCUGCAGCCAUCCUCCUCCUCCAGUUCCAUGACCACCUCCUCCCCACCUCGAUCUGUCGCCGACCCUUCAACGGCCCCUUCUUACCAGGGCAGUCAGAGCUGUCAGAGUUCUGCUGCUUUAGGUGGGAUAAAACCAGCGUCUCUACCUCCAAACCUGGAUGAAAUGAAGGUCGCAGAACUGAAGUCAGAGUUGAAGCUUCGGAGCUUGCCGGUCUCCGGCACCAAAAACGACCUCAUUGAAAGGCUGAGGACCUACCAGGAAGUGAAUGGAGGCUGUGACACUACCUCCUCUCCAACAGCAGGGGGUACCACAGAGCUGGGGGCUGAAGGAGCAGGAAAAUCCUCCAAAACUGAUGCAGCCACCGCCAACGAAAAUACAUCACAACAACAACAACAACAGUUCCAGUUUCAGUGCCAUCAGACACCUCUGACCGGUCAGUCAGUUGAUGCUGCCAGCCCAGCGGCAGCCCCUCCUCAGCAGCUCAUCACCUGUGGUGGCACCGUCCACCCCACAAGUGUCUCACUCGCCCCCUCUGACCGCUCGCCGGGCGCCACGAGCCCAGAAGAUACCAGCUUUGACAGCGAUCCCUUGUCAGAAAUGAUGAGUUCCCCUCUCACCCACCUGAGCCUUCAGCCAUGUUCAGCUGCUCAGCUUCCAGUGAACAUUAAAGAAGAGCUGAAGUGCUCCACCCCAGCACCUUGUCAGUUCUUUUUAAAGCCAGCCUCUCUGCAGAAACAUUGUCCGGUCUCAUCCACCGCCCCCACCACUACGACUGCAGCUCCAGUGGCGGCUGUGGACAAAGACAAGAUGCUGCAGGAGAAAGACAAGCAGAUAGAGGAGUUGACCAGGAUGCUGAGGCAGAAACAGAGGCUGGUGGAGGUGCUGAGGAUGCAGCUGGAGCAUGGGAAGAGAGGAGGACGAGUUCCAGAGCCACUGGUUCUUGUGAGAGUUAAACAAGAACCUCCUGAUAAGCCCAGUGUCCCUCUCUCAUUUGGCCAUCCACCAGUACCCCGUACACCAUCAUCCGUCUCAUGUGAGAUGGAUGUUAGCAAGGUAACAGUCAAACAGGAAGCCAUUGAGGCUGAGGAUGUUGAAUCUGAGACAACGGCACAAUUAUCAGACACUCAUGGAGUACCGCAGUCUUUGACCCAAACUCAGGAGGCGCAAAACAAGCCAGAGCAGAUGAGCACACAGAUGAAACAACAACAUAUAUGCCUCCAGCAAACUGCUCUGCAGUUUGCCCAGCAACAGGCCAUACAGAAACUUCUGCUACAGCAGCAGCACAACGUCCAGAGCCAGCAGCAGACCAUCCAGAACGGCGGACAGACGCUGGAGAAUCAGCAGAACCUGCAGAAACUGUCUCAGCAGAGAAAGAAGAAGUCUCACAAACAGCAGCUCAAACAGCAGCAGCAGCAGCAGCAGUCCAAACAGCACCAACAGCAGAUGCAGCUGAAGCAACAGAUUCUACUGAAGCAACAAAAGUCGUUUCUACAGCAGCAGAACAAGCAGCAGCAUCAGACUAAACAACUGCAACAAAUCCAAAUACAGACCAAGAUACAGCUGAAGCAACAGCAGGUGCUAAUACAGCAGAAACAACAGGUGCAGCAGCAGUCGACACAGGAACCUCAACCGUACCUCAGCCAACAGCCAGGCUCAGCCCCCUCUUUCCCUCUGGAUCUCCUUAAAAGUAACUCCGCUCCGACUCUGGUCACCGACCGCAACGGUAACCACUUCCUGAUCGCACUGACCAGUCACAUCACUGAAAACCAAAGAACUGCUGCACCUCAGAGCAAAGCAGCCAAUCAAAUCACACUGCAGCGACUACAGUCCACCCCAGCCAAGCUCCCUGGACACAACCCUGCUCAGCUGCCGAGAGCUGAUAAUGAAACCAAACAGAGCGUGCACAAGGGAUUCUUGAAACAACAAAAAACAAAGCCACUGAACGGGGGACUUCAGGUACCUGUGGACCAGCCUCAGCAGGACGUUUCUCCGUGUCUGUCCGCACCUCCCAGUCUGCAGCCUUUCUUCAAGGACCAGGAGACUGCUCCCUCAGGGAAAAACACCUCAUCGCCGUCCUCUCAAGUUGAGUCGUUCCCUGGUCUGGAUGUCUUGUUCAGUCCUCUGUCUCCAGCUUCCUUUCAGACCGCCGCCUUGUCGCCUGAUAACAAAGAUACAGAGCAGGAAGAUGAUUUUAUUGACAUCAUUUUGCAGACAGGAGAAACGUCGACAACCUUUAAACCAGCACCAGAUCCUUCUCUGGACCGUCUAAAUCCAGACUCCUCAGCCUUUUCCCCUCCUCCCUCCCCACUCCAGCUGUUGCUGUCCCCCCCUAUUCCGUCCAACCUCGACACCCCACAGUCGGCCCCCUCGGUGCAGCCUGAGCUUCAGACUCCGGCCGUCAACAUAGAGGAGAAACAACACCUCAGCAACGCUGGUAGUGGCCGCCUGGAGGACUUUCUGGAAAGCACCACAGGUAAGCCUCUCCUGGGGGUGGAGCCUGGUGGACUGCUGACUUUGAUUGAUGACCUGCACAGUCAAAUGCUGUGCACCCCCAGCAUCCUGGACCAUCCCCCGUCUCCCAUGGAUACUUUCGACAUGGUGGUGGAGGGGGAGCAUGGGCUGGACAGCAUGGAUUGGUUGGAUCUCACUAUGGGAGGAGUGAGGGGAGAGGAAACCCCCACACUGGCCCCACUGGGGCCCCAAACACCCCCCAGUGUCUUUUCCACGGACUUCCUGGACAGUUAUGAUGUGCAGAUACACUGGGACUCCUGCCUAUAGCCCGCAGAUGGAAAAAAGGGCUGAGCUGCACGCACUCACACAGCUACACAUAAACACGCAAUUGAUUGCCGAGGCUUCAGUUUCUAAUUAGAGCACUCUUUCUGUAUCUUCUCACACACUGGUCGAUUGAAUCUUAUAGCACUUUGACCUUUAUUUAUUUUAUUUACACUGUGUAAUAUUGAUUUUUGACAGACACAGACACGUAUUAGGCAGGUCCUAUAUCUGUUAUACUUCUUUAGCAACAGUGUUGUCAACACAGCAGUGGGACUUCUGUGCAUUUAGGCCGAUAUUUGAUGAGACACUUUUAACUGAGCCAUGACCCUGUCACUUGCAUACGAAUAAAUCUCGUCUCUUUGUCACAGACACUGUGUUACAGCGGAGACGUGUAUCGGUUUAUUUGACCUUCUUCUAAUUAGAGUGCGAAUCCAUAGUUGCCUUUUGUAGUAAAGAUAAUCAAUAGUUUACCACUACAGGAAGAGGUACUGCUAAUCAAUAGCCAAAGUUAAGCUUAAAGACAAUGAUUUUCUAGCAACAUAUUAGCUCAUAGAGUGGAGUAGAGAUGAUGUUGAACCACCACUGGCUAUAAUUUCAAAAUACGAUGUAAUUUGAGGGGGUGACACUUUACUGAAUCGCUCUUUUUUUUUUGUAGCAAUUUUUGACAAUUGCAUUUGUAUUUCUCUGUAUCCUACAUCAUACAUCAGACAUCACAUACUAUACGUACAGCAGGUCUCAACUACUGUUUUGGAAAGUUUAAUUGGUUUAUAUCCUCUGCAGCAAUAGUUUGUUGCUGAAUAAAUACAGCUGUCUUACAUUUCGUGAUGGUUCCAUUAUCUGUCAACAGCUGUUCUGUUAAAAGGUUGCAGAGGGGUUUUCACACAGCUCUGGUGUUACAGCACAGUGACAUUACAAAACCUCAAAACCUGCUCAGAAUUCAGGCUUGAUUCCCAGAGAGAGAUGCAAGAAGCAUCUCACACCCUUUCUUCAGGAAAGAGAAUAUGUUGAGCACGUUGCAACAGUCAGUAUUGAAUGUUGUGCAUACACUCAGGCUGCGGGGGUAACAGUGACACAACAACAACAACACACUACUGUCCAUUAGAAUGUGCAAGAGCUUAUUGAUUUGACUCAUUUCAGGUAAUUCUAUAAAGAUGAAAGACACAAUGUGAGAAGAAAAGCUUAAACAUUUGAGCAUGUGCUCCAGUUGAAAUAAUUACACAGUAAGUGUAUUAUGACGGAACAUCUUGACUCAAAAUGCUUUUUGGAGCUGACAGCUCAUUGAUUCUGAGUAUUUCUGAGCUGUUUCCUGCAGCCUGUGAACUGAUUCACUGCAUGUAUCAGGUACUGAGCUGUGAGGUGGUGAUCCAAUGGUCCAAUUUAUUUGGGACAGUUUCGAAGGAAGUUGUUGAAAUAUGAAGUUGUCCGUAUUAAAUUGAUAUUUGCUAUUUUUGCAUAUUCGGAAUGUUGCAUUUUUUUCUAAUAGAAUUAGACUUUGAACAUGUGUCUUAUUGUUUUAUGGGACAUUGUGCUACUUUAUAGUAUGUGCAUUAGAAAAAUAAGAUACAUUUUGUACUGAUGUUUCACAUGUGAAUGUCUUUGAUAUGAAAUCUUCUGAAUGUAAACAUUUGGCAUCACUGCAUCUUACGUGAACUGCACAGCUUGAUUACACAUGCUCACAGUGCAUCCAGUAUGCUACUAGCGGGUUGUUGUGGUCAUAUGGGACACUUUAGUCUUGAAAACUGCCAUAGAGUAGUUUCACUCGCUUUCUGUUUGCACCUGCUCUAGCGGAUAAGACGACACGCCUUCCUCAGAAGGAUUUUGGUGUUAAUGGUGAUGUUUUGCUGUCUGUACUGCAUCAGUACUUUUGCCAAUGGGGAAAGGGUAUUUUAUGUUUUUAAGUUCUUCCCCUCUUUGAGAAUUUACAGUGCUGUGACAUGCCAGGUUAGACACUGAAAUGUAAUAUAAGACAUAUAGUGUUCCAUUUUUAGCUGUGGAGCAAGCUGUAAUACCAGUUAGUGUGUACUGUGACUUAUUCUGUUUCUGGCAAAAUGUCUUUAUUGAGAACCCAAAACCUCUCUAGAGAAAACCUUGGAGACUCGCUCAUAACUGCAAACACAAACGCACACAAGCUCAUUUUUGAUUCUCAUUAAUCAUCCUACACUUUUAUGCAUUUGUCACCACAAACACACUGUAAUCAUAUUUCCACUUUGUAUGUGCGAUGGGUUUGGAGAUUUGUACACAUUUUCCUCAAGGUUUAGCCGACCUGUGAGUGUGUUCAUACCAAAUCUGCAUAAAUCAUAUACAUCGAACAAAAGCUAAUCUGCUGAAGCUUAAAUUCAGUUGACUUUUCUACUGAGACUGUGGUCAAGCCAGAGCCAUAUUGUGCCAUUUUGGCAUUUGCAGGUUUUACUGAUGACCUCCUUAUUUGAUGGGGAUGCAAAAUUGUGCAGCUGUCUGUACGGCUCACUCUGUGUAAUGUUGUUACUUCAGGUUUUGUUGUUUGUCCAGUAUGACCUCCUCAUUUUUCUGACACACACACACACACACUUUUUCAGACUUCUCCAGCCUGGCUCCUUAAAGGACAUUUAUUCAAACAGCAGUCAGGUGCCAAAUGUAGGCUAAAUACUGUAAACUCACUCACUUUUACUGUAAAUAGUUCUAAUCACAUUUGUGUGAUUCACUCGCCUCACACGUGGGUCUUUGUUGAACUUUGUAAGAUUUGGAAGUGCCUGGCACGGUGUUUCAAACAUCAGCUCUGUCAAACACGUGAGGAGGAAGUGUUUUCUGCUGUAUUAUUUCUCUUCGGGUUGAGUCACCUCAUGUAAACGCUUGUGAAAGCAGGAAAUUGUUUGAGCUUUUUGUGUACUUUAAUUUUAAGUAUUUCUUUUUCUAAAAACAAAAGCGGGUUUAUAAAUAAAAGACUA
Messenger RNA from Chelmon rostratus (copperband butterflyfish), 6652 nucleotides. Its product is annotated as myocardin-related transcription factor A-like. The record is from RefSeq and is a predicted model, not a curated record. Gene Ontology annotation, biological process: smooth muscle cell differentiation. NCBI's taxonomy places the organism in Eukaryota, Metazoa, Chordata, Actinopteri, Chaetodontiformes, Chaetodontidae. The coding region runs from base 36 to 3734 and encodes 1232 amino acids. The transcript has 19 exons.